Molecule: messenger RNA, 3837 nt
Organism: Psilocybe cubensis
Lineage: Eukaryota; Fungi; Basidiomycota; Agaricomycetes; Agaricales; Agrocybaceae
Exons: 18
Coding region: 1-3837 (1278 amino acids)
Source: RefSeq, a predicted model, not a curated record
AUGGAUGCCUCGUCGAAGGCAGAUAAUGCCGAACCAGUUAGAGGAAGACGCGAAAGGGAGUCCGGGUUCAACAACGAGCCAAAACCUGUCGACAGCGAUAGACCCUAUUCUACAUCAUCUUCAUCAUCAUCCUCCUCGUCAAAUAGCAAUCUUCCGCCGACAAAACCUUUACAUCCCUGGAUCAAAUUCGUCUCAACAUACCUAAGAACCCAUCUUGCAUGGGUUUUCCAAAAUACGGCAUGGAGCAAGCUCAAACCUGUGAUCCGAUGUGCCCUCGUAGCAUGGUUGUCCCUCGUAUUGUUUGUCAUUCCAGCCGUUGAGCUGGUUCUUGGCCAAGCGAGCUUUCUUAUUCUCAUUGGGGUGGUGCUCUCCCCACCAUCAGAUCCAUUUUUGUCCGUUCUCGAACGCGAGAUCCUCAUUCUCGUCUUUGUGUGCCUCACAUGGGCGUGGUCAUGCCUGGGACUCUUUUUGGCAGACCUUGCACGUACUGUUAAAGUUCCAACGGCCACGAUUUUCGAUGUUGCAGAUGGAAAAUAUAUCGAAGCUGGGCCGUCUGUUAUUAUCGGGGUAUUUAUCUUUAUCGGAUGCUCUACAAUCCUUGCCUUCAGAGCGAAGCAGGGCCCGGGGCCGUUUGUUUUCCCUUGCAUUCUAGCAUGUCUCUGUAUAAAUAUAUGUUUAACAACAGGGGCGCUCUUUCCCUUCCCAUUUUACCUCAUCGGACGAACCAUUGUCGUCCCUCUUGCCAUUCACAGUGGUCUCUCCCUCCUUGCUUCAGUUCUCGUCUUCCCAUGCACCAUCUCAGCGCAAUUUACCACGCUCUUAUCAGAUACACUAACGCCUGCUAUAUCCAUGCUAUCCACACACAUCACCCUGUUACAGGCCGCCCCAAUGACUUCGCCGACAUUUCCCCCGCUUCUGGCCGCCAUGCGCGGCGAAACAAAGAAAGUGGAAGCAUCGCUCGUCCCGCUUGCCGCGGCGCGAAGGCUGCUUCCGAACGAUAUUAUCUACGGCAGAUUCGCACCUGCGGACUUUACAGCGUUUCAUGGAAUGCUCCGUCGCUUUGCCGGACGCGCCGAUGGUCUGGGCGUCUUCUUUUCUUUAGUGGAUCCAGCGAGAGAGAGGUUCCCGGGUACAGGCGGGGUAACGCCUGUUACUGUUCCUGGAACGCCGCGCGUUGGUUUAUCUCGAGUGACUACCAGAGCGCCGUCCUUGGAGAGAGACACCAAUAGGGAUGGCGUUGUGGAAGUUACGACGAGCCAUGAUGGAUUAACCACGUUAGGUGCACCGCUUUCUCCUGUCGCAACGUCGCGCAGGAGCAUUAAAUCCCAGCCGCUGCCAUCAUCUCACACCCACCCAACAAUAUCUUCGCCUUCGUCUAACGCUCUGGUUUCACCGACUAUCAAGCACUCGCAUUCUUAUGCUGCAUCUGCUCAUUCUCAUCUUCAUGCCCACUCACAUUCGCAUUCGCAUUCGCACUCGCAUUCACACAGUCAUACUCAUCACCAUCACGCCUUGUUGCAUUCAUCGUUACUCAGUCUUGCUAAGGCGAGAGCUAAGAGGCCAGAGCAUGCUGUGGGCACUUUUGAAAGUCAGCGGUAUCUGAACCUGGAAGCCACUACGCUCUGGGAUCCAAAUGAAGAAGAAUGGAACGCAAAGAUUGGAGUGCUGUUGAAGGAGAGUUGUACGCCACUCCUGGAAUCGUGUGGAACCGGCUUGAGUAUGGUAAAGGAAUGGUUGUCGACUGUGAGAGACUCCAGGAUUAAACAGCUCCUUCAUUCGUGGAGAGGCCAUACAGAAAAUGGGAAGGUGGAAAAGGAGGGUAUCAGUGUUAAUGAUAAAAGGCCCGGAACUCAAAAAGAUUUCGAAAAGCGGAGGGAGGAAAGAAUUGAGAAGAUCAGAAAGAUUAGACGGGAGGUCGAGAAGGUGUUACAAGAAUUUCGCCAAGUUCAUCGACACAAAGUGCUGGAACCGUAUAGAAAAGCUUUCGAGCACCAACAAUCCGACUCGCAUCGCAAUAGCGAAACAUUGCCCACUUCUCCUCUCCAACAUGACUCUUCAGACAGCACUGACAUAGGGAAUGGGAACAUUUUCGCUUACAGUUCCUACGAUGAAAGUCCUCCUGUUAAAGGAGAUCAUGAGAAGGAGAGGGACAAGGACCAUGAGAGCGAUCAUCAUCAUCACCAUCACGGAGGCCACAAAACACCAGCGCAUAGGUAUCUAUUCAACUGCUUCGUGUAUCAAUAUAAUCUACUGCAGAUUGCGUCAAUCGUUCUCGAAAUGCUCGAUGAGAUAUUGCGAUUAGAGGCAGAACGAACAGAGUGCACAUUGUGGACGCCGGCGAAGCGAGUUUUUAGCUGGAAGCCCUGGAAUAUUGCAAACACCGUGGAGCAUCUAUCUGAAGACGAUGAUCCUGCAUUUCCACUAGAUUCAGAUCAGGACUUAGGCCUUCCCAGACGACGUGACCCUGACGCGCUACCCCCGAGAAACCUCGCAGAAUCGCUCAUGUACUUGAGCUAUAAAUUAUUUGCUGCUUUGGGCACAGACGGUGUCUUGUUCGGAAUCAAGGCCGGACUCUUGAGUGUCGCCCUCAGCCUGCCCAGUCUUUUUAAAAAUUCCGCUGGCUUUGCGUAUGAUAAUCGAUUCGUUUGGGGAAUAUUCAUGGGACAGUUGACUAUUGCAAGGUUUCGAGGAGAUACUAUCUUUGGUAUCUCUGCGAGGAUCAUCAGCACCUUCUUCGGCGCUAUUGUGGGCAUGGUCAUUUGGUAUAUAUCCUGCGGUAGUGGAAAUGGGAACCCUUAUGGACUGGCAGCAGUCUGCGCUGUGGUUUUCCCAUUCUUCUUCUUUGGAAGGAUAUACUGGCCUAUACCCCCUAUGCGCAAUAUCGUCUUUUUUGUGACGAUUAUUUUGGUUAUUGGAUAUUCCUAUCAAGACGAGCAUAUUAACGUGCCAGGGUCUCCUGGAGUUGGAUGGCCAGUGGCAUGGAAACGAUUUACUCUCGUAACGGCGGGUGUCGUUGCUGCGUUCGUUGCAUCAUUCUUCCCUCCAUCAACCACCAUCAGGUUAUACCAGCGUAGACUUUUGUCCACUACGUCUUCAGAACUCGGUACUAUCUACUGCGCGAUCAUAUCGUUUGCCAACACGAAGCACGAACCCGAAAUCCAAGAGAUUGUCUCAAGCUUACUGGCAGUGCGUAAUAAACUCGCCAAGUCAGCCGGACUCAGAGGAAAUGUCGUUUACGAGUUCUCUUUGAAAGGUCGAUGGCCUGCAGAUAGGUAUCAAAAGAUUGCCGAUUUACAAGUAGGAAUAUCGUAUUGUCUGUCCCACCUGAUGUCUGUCUUGGAGCAUCUUGAACCUGCAUGGUCUCGCGCAUUCCUCAGGAGAACGCGAUUCAUGGACCCCGGGUUCCAAGGAGACGUACUUGCUGUAAUUUCAAUGAUAUCGUCAUCUCUGCGUACCGGAAAUCCUCUUCCCCAAAUCACACCUUGUCCACUUAUCGAUAGAUUCUUGCUCAAAUACCAUGGCCUCGACGUCAUUCAUAAGGACGCCGAAGAAGACUAUGGGUUACCGCGAUCAUUGUCAAUCGAGACGCUCAAAGACGAACAAUACCUGAUGUUUUCCGUUGGAAUUUCUACCGCCUUCGGUAUAAUAAAUCGCUUGGACCGUUUGAUGAUUGCAGUCAAGGAAAUUGUGGGUGAACAGUAUCAUAUACAUGGUGUAGGCUUCGUGCGAGCACCAAUGCCCAUGAGCGUCGGUAGAGCAGGUGGUGGUGGUGGGGUUGAGAUGGGAUCACGGACGAACACAGUUCACUUCGAUGAGCCUGUUCAGUUACAAAAUUAA